AUGGUCCGACAUUUGCAUGCCCCAAAGGUCAACGCCAAGGAAGACCAAAAGAAAAUUCCAAGCACGAUCUCGUCAGAAAGAAGGACAGUACCAACAACUAGUAGCGAAAGAGCUGGAGGCGUGACUGAUCAAUACCAACAGGUUGAUCGUGAUGUAGUAGAGCCGAAUAACGGGGAUGAAUCGGGUGUUGGUGGCGAAGCUGAGCCAAAUGUUGACCAGGAAGCAGAGCCGGAUGUUUUUGACAAAGCAGAGCCGAAUGUUGGGGACGAAGCAGAGUCGGAUGUUUGUGACAAAGCAGAGCCGAAUGUUGGGGAUGAAGCAGAGCCAGAUGUUGUGGACAAAGCAGAGCCAGAUGUCUGUGACAAAGCAGAGCCGAACGUUGGGGACGAAGCAGAGCCGGAUGUUUGUGACGAAGCAGAGCCGAAUGUUGGGGACGAAACAGAGCCGGAUGUUUAUGACAAAGCACAGCCGAAUGUUGGGGAUGAAGCAGAGCUGGAUGUUGGGGACGAAGCAGAGCCGGAUGUCUGUGACAAAGCAGAGCUGAAUGUUGGGGACGCAGCAGAGCCGGAUGUUGGGGACGAAGCAGCGCCGGAUGUCUAUGACGAAGCAGAGCCGAAUGUUAGGGACGAAGCAGAGCCAGAUGUUGAGGACGAAGCAGAGCCGGAUAGCCGGAUGUUUGUGAUGAAGCACAGCCGACCGGAUGUUGGGGACGAAGCAGAGCCGAAUGUUGGGGACAAAACAGAGCCAGAUGUUGGGGACAAAACAGAGCCGAAUGUUGGGGACAAAACAGAGCCGAAUGUUGGGGACAAAACAGAGCCGAGUGUUCGGGAUGAUGGAGAAUCGGGUGUUGGUGGCGAAGUAGAGCCGAAUGUUGAUGACAAAACAGAACCGAAUGUUGGGGAUGAUGGAAAGCCGAAUGUUGUGGACGAAGCAGAGCCUAAUGGAGGUGAUGACAGAGAGCUGAAUGAAGGGAAUGGUGUAGAACUAAAGGGACAUGGCAGAAAAAGAGUGCGAAAUGUAAGUGAAUGGAAGCAGAGUGUAAGGAAAAGAGCCAGAAAUGAAGGUAAAGAAUACAUAUCGCGAAAAGCGAUUGUAGUUCCGGAAAGGAAGAUCAUCUAUCACCGAUGCG
Gigantopelta aegis is the source of this 1129-nucleotide messenger RNA. RefSeq names its product circumsporozoite protein-like. The annotation marks the transcript as partial. The record is from RefSeq and is a predicted model, not a curated record. NCBI's taxonomy places the organism in Eukaryota, Metazoa, Mollusca, Gastropoda, Neomphalida, Peltospiridae. The transcript has 2 exons.